AUGUUCCAAUAGUUCACAUCGCCAAAAAAAUCAAGUUUAAAUUUCUUAGUUUUUGGGAGGCCAGCAUUUAUGUUUUGUUUAGAUCGUGACAAAGAAUGAGUAAAAAGUCGAAAUCGAAGAGAAACUCUCGUAGAGGAAGACUAAAUGAGUACCACGAAGACGGGGAAAUGGAAGAAGACAACCACAUGAACCAUACCAUGAAUGCCAUGGGCAUGCAAAUGCGGUCGAUGAAUCGCUUGAUGAACACGUUCAUGCCGGAUCCGUUCAUGCAGGGAUCGCCAUUCGAUCCUGGAUUCCAGCAGGGCGCCUUGAUGGAACGGCCCCAUCAAAUGGCUGCUAUGCCAGCUAUGGGAAUGUUUGGCAUGCCCAUGAUGCCCAAUUUCAAUCGUUUGCUAAAUGCCGAUAUUGGCGCCAAUCCUGGCGCUUCGUUUUGCCAAAGCACCGUGAUGACUAUGUCAUCGGGCCCCGACGGCCGCCCACAGAUCUACCAGGCCAGCACCAGCACCAAAACUGGCCCAGGCGGCGUUCGCGAGACCCGCAAAACAGUCCAGGACUCGCGCACAGGCUUAAAGAAAAUGGCCAUCGGUCAUCACAUUGGGGAGCGCGCCCACAUCAUUGAGAAGGAACAGGACAUGCGCUCGGGACAGCUGGAGGAGCGUCAGGAGUUCAUCAACCUGGAUGAGGAAGAGGCCGAGCAGUUCGAUCGCGAGUUUACCAAUCGCGCCCAUCGCGGAGGCGGUCCACACGGCCGUCAUGGUGGCAUGCAGGCCAUUCGCGCACCUCCACCAGCAGCAUCGACCUCUACGCUGACCAUUGAGCCGGUCGAUGAUGACGACGACGAUGAUGACUGUGUAAUCCAGGAGCAGCAGCCACAGGGCCGCUCGUCCGCUGGCCGCCAGUUGCCAACGCUGCCAGCACCUCCUACGGCUCUGCACGGAAGCCGCAAUGCUACAGCAGCAGCAACAACAACAACCUCGUCCUCCCCAGCGGUCCACGAUCUAUCGAACAACAACUACGUGAGCAUCGGAAAUUCGCGACGCGCCUACAUGCGCAAUGGGCAACACUUGGCCACUCCCCGUCGACCUCUGCGUACCCCCGCGUCCUCGCCGCUGGCCACGAUAUCCAGCGGCAGUCACAGCAUUGCAGCCACGCCAAGCAUACAUUCACAUCCUUAUGCGGCACAUCCAAGGCGCCAGCAGCGCCCCAUGAAGAACAGCCACCACCACGCCACAGAAGAUGGCGGCGAAUCAAGUUCCAAGUCGGGCAAGCGGGCUAAGAAAUAGAAGGAAAGCUCCAGCUGCAGCAAACCCACACAAUUCCUCAUCUCCAACCACACACAAGGGCACUCACAUACACAUACACACUGGAAAGCUAGCGCUGAUCCUGUUCCAAAAGUACACCUAAUUAUAAUAUAGAAAAGAUACACACACACACACACAACACAAUUACACAGCUGUUUUGUGCGAUCCUGCCUGCGUUGUCUUGGGUUAUAUAUUUUGUCAAUUGUAACUACACAUAACUUAUCUGUCUGCGACAGGUAUCUGUUCCUCACCCCGACUUCGUGCCGACCCGCAGGCAUGGCACAUAAACCGCUGUGGCAUUGUCACGCCGACGCUUCUACUAAAAGCACUCCCACUCCCCCCACAAAAUUUACAAAACAGCGAAACUGAAAAACGAACACUUGAGUUGUACGAUACUAAUGAAAGGAUAUGGAAAUGUCAUUACAAAAUUU
Drosophila obscura is the source of this 1732-nucleotide messenger RNA. RefSeq names its product myeloid leukemia factor (gene Mlf). The coding region runs from base 96 to 1283 and encodes 395 amino acids. NCBI's taxonomy places the organism in Eukaryota, Metazoa, Arthropoda, Insecta, Diptera, Drosophilidae. Gene Ontology annotation, biological process: regulation of DNA-templated transcription. Gene Ontology annotation, cellular component: nucleus; cytoplasm. The record is from RefSeq and is a predicted model, not a curated record. The transcript is spliced from 5 exons.